Molecule: messenger RNA, 1258 nt
Organism: Periconia digitata
Lineage: Eukaryota; Fungi; Ascomycota; Dothideomycetes; Pleosporales; Periconiaceae
Source: the annotation of a GenBank genome assembly
UUCCUCAGAGUGCAUAGAUUUCCUCUUCUCUCUAGACCACCGCAACCCGGACACGGCUUAUAGAACUCACACAUUUUCAUAUCUCUUUCCUUUUCCCUUUCCUAACUUUUUCCAACUCCCAAACGCUACUCCCAACCAAGUUCUCAUCACCAUGAGUCCCACCACCACCACCCUCCCCACAGGCGCCCCAACCUCGCCCUUGUUCGAGAUCCGCGAAACCCCCCAUAGUGGCCGCGCCGUCUUCGCCACAAAAGACAUACCAAACGACACGCUCCUCUGGCGCUCCACCGACCUAACCCUCGACGUCCUCCUCCGCGAAUACCGCCGCGAAGUCUGCGGCGAAUGCUUCGCCUACGAUCACGGCCGCGACCUCCCUAUCCGCGACCAAUCCCUCGGCUUCGCCUUCUGCACCCCAUCGUGCCUCGAAACCUGGAAAUCCCGCAACGGACCCCUCGGCAUCCAAGCCUGGACCGCCGUCGAGAAACUCGUCAAGAAACGCAGCAAAGAAGACUCGGAAAUGGUCUCUCCAGACCUCCCCCGCCCAUCCACCAAGCGCAUCGCCGAAGCGUGGGAUACAACCACCACGGCCGCCUCCCUGAUCCGCGUAGCCCGCGCCGCAGACCGCGACAGCCCCGCCAACCAAGCCGGCGUCGCCGUGCCCGUGGACCACGACGGCGGCGGCGUCAAAUGCACAAAGCAGCACCGCAAAGCGGUCCAGAAAGCGCUGCUGCAGCCGCUGAACCCGGACAUUAUAUCGUUCGUGCUCAGCGGGAUCCUGCACACGUACCACAACCCGUCGGCGUGGCCGUGCAUCCUGGCCCUCGCCAGCGACGACACCCCGUACUCGAGCGCCGACGACCUCGCCGCCUACACGCGCACCUAUCUGCAUCUACUCGCGGUCCUGCCGCUUCCGCUGCUCCCCCACGUUACUGCAGAGUCGAUCCGGCUGCUCGGCAGCCGCGACUCGCAUAAUUCGUUUGGGAUCCGCUCGCUCGAGGACGAGGGCGCUGAGUUCUUUGGAUACGGGUGUUGGCCUUCCGCGUCGUAUUUCAACCACUCGUGCGCGCCGAGCGUCGCGAAGAGGCGCGACGGGCGGGUGUGGGAGUUUAGGUCCGCCAGGGAUGUAAAGGAGGGCGAGGAGCUGUGCAUUACGUAUCUGAGCGGCGAGGAACGCAGGUUGAGUCGUGGGAAGAGGGUCGGGAUUCUGAAGCGGAAUUGGGGGUUUGACUGUGCUUGUGAUCGGUGUGAGGGGGUUUAG